ACAUGUUUAGAUGAUAUUAGCAGACGACAAAGGAAUCAAAAUAAUGAGGAAUAUUCCCCGGACGUGUAAAAUACUUUAGUUUAUUAUCUAAAAGCAAGUGCCUUGAGUUCCAUUUGGAUAAUUAUUGUCGCUGUCAAGUGCAUUCAUUAGAAAACACGAGAUACCAGCAAAGGAGGGAAGGUUUCUGCUGUUAUCUACCAAUUAAUACCGCAUUUAUCUAUGGAAAAACGCGAAUUAAGGCUGCAUUGCUUACAAGAGGUUAAUUGUUGUAAGAUAUACACACGUGAAGAAAACGGGAUACGCCCACAGUUCUGAAAUUGAGGGAUGUGGUUGGAAAAGGAGCAAUAUGUUUAUAACGGUAUGCAUUAAAGCUGCACUCUCACAGAUUGAACGGCAAGCGAGUCAUUACUGGAAUUUUGCAGUAGCGUAUACAGUGAACUUAGCUCUUGGCUCUGUGAUUUAUUGAUUACCAUGACAACGCGACUUUACAAGACUGACAGUUUGUUGUAAGUUGACAAUGAGGGGACGGGAGCGCCGAUGUCGCCUCGUCAUGGAAACUGCUUCCGGUUCUUGGAAUUGACGAUUUACAGAACCGACGUCAAAAAUGUCCGCUUGCAAAGAGAAAGUUCCAAUAUGGCGAGUAGUAAUUCUCUUUCUUGCGUGUCUCUCCAUCUACCUCUAUCUCUACACGAACGCAUUUGAUGGCAUGAAGUCUUCUGCAGUGUAUAGAGUCGUCGAAGGAGACCUUCAGGCCGUUUGGAAAGACAAGUUUGGUUCCGUGUCCUAUUACCUGAAACUAUUAGAAAAGGCAGAUACCAGCCUCAAGAUCGAGUUCUCCGCCGGGAAUGUAUCAAAGCAGGAACAGACCACGCAAUCGCCUACGUCGACUGUAGCAGCUAAAAUCCAUAGCAAUGUCAAUACACAACAAUUAGAAAAGUAUAGAUCUAGAAUUUUAAAUCAGGAAAAUGUACCAAUAUUGACGUUAUUCACAACAUGGAAUUAUAAUCCUGACAAAAAUCUAGUCCAUAAUUUAACAGUGACCAAUUGGUUGUCCCUACAUCCCUUUGUGAUACCGGUUGUGUUUACUAAUGACAGUGACGUUGCUGCAGAUUGUUCUAGAAAAGGGUGGGGGGUCUUGCCCGUCUUGGUCUCUGCUGCUGAAGGUAUUCCAGUUCUGAAAUACAUGUACAGAGAUGUAAUGGAGAAAUAUAACACCACCUUCUAUGCCUACAGCAAUGCGGACAUUCUCUUCACCGACACUCUUCCAGACAGCCUUGUCCAGAUCAUCACAAAUACCUCGCUGGACCUCACUCAGCCUGGAAUGAUUGUUGGGAAAAGAACAAACGUUGAGAAUGUUACAUUAGAUGAAGGAAGUGACUGGUAUAACAUAACAUGGGUUGCAAAAGAGAGGGGCAAGCUGUUUACUGGUUGGGCAGAAGACUAUUUUAUAACGACCAGACCGUUUCCAUGGCAUGAUAUGGCCGAAGUUGUGAUAGGAAGGAGGGCUUAUGAUAAUUGGUUAGUUGUUCAUUCCAGAAAACUGAAAUAUACUGUGAUAGAUGCUACAAAGACUGUGUUAGCUGUUCAUCUGACGACGGAAGCAGGCAAUUUUGAAGGUCAUAGUCAUAAAAACAGAGACUACAAUCAUAAUUUAUUAGUAAAAAUGUUUAAAAGGUUGAAGUACAACGCGGGUAUUAUUGAGUGUAUAGAGAAGUUUACAGCAUAUGAAUCUGGUAAUUUUAGUAUAAAGGAUCGUACGGUCCUGAAAGGUUGUGCGACCGGUUGAUUGAAAUGCAGCAGAAAUAUUGACCUACAUGCUAUUUGAAUGUGAAAGAAGCUGAUGUAAAAUGUGCACUGUGAUUUGUAUAUCCGAGUAGUAUCCUCAAAGCAAUAUUAGCAAGUGUAACAGUAUGGGUAUUUUUUGGCAUUAUUUUUACCGCCCUGGGAAAAAGUCGACUUUGGGAGAAUACAAUUUCAGGCGGCGAGGCCAAAAUAGCUAAUAAAAUGGCGAAUAUACAUAUUUUCAAAUUGUACGCAUACAUUAUGCUGUGAAAGUCUUGUCGAGAUUUUUUUUCAAGAAAUAUUCAUUGCUUCUGUUAUUCAUUAACGUAAUCUGCAUUUAUCAUAUUCGGAAAAAAAAUAUAAUUUUUGGGAAAACGCACAUAUUUUCGCAACGGGAAACAGCCGUUAGAAGGCAGUAAAUUACACACAAAAAUCACUGAGUGUAAAAUAAUUACCAAAAUAUGGGGUGCCUCGCUUAGUUGGAAGAUAAUUACUAUACUUUCAUGGCCAUAUGUUGUCCUUGUUUGUAAAGAUUGUGUGUUUAUUCAGCUUCAAUGUAACGUCGAUUUGAAGAAAUACUGGGUGUGUUUACAAUGUCGAUAUCAACAUCACGAAUUGCGAAAUUGAAAGCCUCAGUUGAAAAGCAGCUUAACUGUUGGAUUCAAAACAUAGUCAACUAUAAUCAACUCUCAGUAAAUUCCUACCAAUAUAUCAAUUUUCAGUGAUACGAUUCAUAUUAGAUAACCUGUUGUUUUUAAGAAAACAAGAUCGAGGAAAUGUCAUAGCCAUGGCGACGUGCAAAAACCUUAACCUUAUAACUCUGUCUUUACAAAGUGUUGAGUUAUUUCCCUUUUCCCGGACGAGCGUUAACGAUCGUUCCUGGGCACUCUUGUUCUCUGUAUUACCAAUGGCGUCCAACUUGCAUGAUUCAGCCUAACAUUAUGUUCUUCUUAAAGCUUGUAGGUACCGUAUUGUUUCUUAAUUCAAUUUCAAGGAGGCCCUGAUACAGUGUAUAUAGCAAUUACAUCUAGCAGUAGCAUGACAUUGUCUCUUUGUUUUACCAUUGUCAUCGUUCUCCGCAUUUCUUCUGAAUUAACGGUUAGAUCGACCUAGAGGGUUGGUCGUCAGGGGUUUGCUAAUGAUAAGCAUUGCUUACAGAGUUACAAUAGAUAAUUGUGAUAAUUGUACAGUAUUUGAAUGGUAAUUUGAAAAUGAAAACCUUUCGAAGCAUUCGUAACUGCUCGGCCAUUUUUUUCAAAAACAACCUCGGAUGUAUUUGGACGGUUUACAUACUCAAAAAGAGGGACGUUUAAGUCCGCUACAAGUAGAUCGCGUAGUAAUUUUAUUUAGCAGUUAAACUUUAUGUCUCAACUCUUGUGAAUCUUAAUUAUGUUUGCAAUAAUACACUUCACUGGUCAUCAAUUUAAACUUAGAUCAAUAAAUACAACUCUAAAACACUAAAUUUAAUUAACGAUAUGAUUAAAAAAAAUACGAACUACUUCAACUGAUGUACCGGCAUACAUCCGAGGUUGUUUUUGAAAAAAAAUGGCCGAGGAGUUCCGAAUGCUUUCGAAGAUCACUUGAGAGUAGUUUCUAUCACACGAACAGUCGACCAGUAACGUACGGUAUACACAAUUUUACAAAGCGUGUGUAUCAUCUUUAAAUGCAUUUUCAAAACUUUUGCAGUUACAUGUUAUGUAUUUGUUUAUUUCGAAAGUUUUCACAUGUUAACAUUGUAUAUGUUUUAAAUAUUAUUUAAUUAUUAUGUAAAGUUGGUUUUGUUAAAGGUGUUUAACUAAACGAUAUAUUCAGUGCUAUUCAAACAUCUAACAGGACGCAGAUCCUCAUCCUUACGGAUUAAAAAAUGUGUUAUACAUUCGGAACUUCUCGGCCUUUUCCCAUCGAAAACAACCUUGUUAGUAUAUGAACGGUUUACAAUGUCAGAAAUCUUUACAUUUUACUACGCUGCAAGUAGAUCGCGUAGUAAUUUCAAUUUUUUACCUAAUGACUUUCCUCUUGGGAAUCUCAAAUAUUUAUGCAAAUACACUUCACUUGCAAUCAAUUGCAACUUAGUUGUAUGAAAUACACGUUAAAGCACUAAAACACCAUUAUUAUUCAAAAUUUGACGAACUACUUCUAUUGAUAUACCAGCAUAAAUCAGAGAUUGUUUUCGUUGGAAAAUGGCCCAGCUGUUCCGAAUGUGUAUGAUAAAUUACUUUUAUUCAUUUACAGUAUCUAGAAUAAAUAUUUGUGUUAACAAACCUAGAUGUUGGCAAUGUUCUGUUGCACCAACGUCUAACUGAACAUUUACAUUUUCCGAAUGAAAUAAAUAGGAAUGUGAAUACACUGUAUAAAUAAAUGAUUAAUAUCUGACAUUAUAGAUUACAUCGGAAUAUUGAAGAGCACUGCUUUUGCAGGUUUACCAUAUGUUUGUAAAAUUUAAACAGAUAAAAUGCACGUAUUCCAUGGGUUUAGAAAAGACAAUGUAUAUGAAGAUCAAUAAGUUGAUAGAUAUUGUUAUUCAUUUAGAAAUUGUUUUUGUUGCUGUUGUAUUUUGCUUUAGUAAACCAGCUUAUGGCCAGAGAAUCGGUAUGGUAAGGGUAACAUCCUUUUUUCAAAAACAGGUAGGAUUAGUAGGGUUUUCGUUUAUUUAUUUAUAUUUGUUUUUGGGACUUAUAUAAGAAUGUUUCUGUCAUCAAUGGGAGAUGGCAUAAAGUAAUAUUCUUUAAAAAGUCUUAAGGUUUUAAACUACAUAUUAAAAAUUUCAAUUGUCAGCGCAUAUUUCGUCGGUAGGGGCGGGUAACCCGAACCAAGAGUAAUUUUUAGGCCUGGGCUGCCGAAUUAAUGGUUAAGUAAAGCAAUAGUAAAUAAUUAGCCUUCAGUGCGAUUGGAGUUUAGCGGUUGUUUCUGUCAGAGGCUUUGAAGAUUUAAAUAGAAUCCGUCCUAUGAUCGCGUUGGCGGAGGCAUGCACGUACAUAAUUAUGCCGAACGUUGAAUAACAAGUUCAACAUGUACAUAAGCUAUCAUAAAACUGUACAGCGCAAUAUACAAUACGAUAUAUGUACAUCGUAAACCGAGCCCCAAUUUCUCGAAACUCCUUUAGCUUAACAGGCUUAUGUUGCUUAUUUCAAUUAACCAAAAUACAUAUUUAAAUUGAAUUUUGAUUAAUGACAAAUGGUUUAUUGUGAUAAUCAUUAAGAUAAUUCCUAUCUUUAGUAUACAACAAUCAUAUAGAAGUAUAUAUUACACAUAUUAUUGACGAACAAGACUGUUAAGAGACUUAAGAAGUUUCGAGACCUUGUGCCUGAUCUUACUACGCAACAACCAAUUCUAGCUGGGGCCUUCUUCGCUUCACUCGGGGUAGCUGUAGAAUAAUCCAAACUAUAAACAUGUUUGCCAAUGCAUUCUUAAUUGAACUCGAUGGUGAUAGCCGUAUUGGUACAAUAUGAUAAUGGUAUACGAUCUUUUGUACCAAAACUACUUUGGCACAGUGGCAAAGUACUAAGAACUUCAAAAUAUAGCUGUUACUUAAUAGGUUAUUGAGAUAGGAAGUACGGUCAUGUACAAAUGUAAUACUUGUAUAACAAGGGCGUAGCUAGGGUCUUAAAAACUUGUAGGCCCGAUGAUUCUAUGUGAGCUUGGGGCUUUUUAUAUGCAGAUUACACAUACUUGCAAUAAUUACAAUAAAAUCAAGCAAUUAUCUCUGCAUAUUUAAAAAAAAAAACACCGAAAUUGCGUUGGUUAAAAUAAUACAAACUUUUGUGUUGUUUAAAGUGUUCGAGUAGCUUUUAGUUUUUUAUUGCAUUUCUGGGUUAUUUAGAUUUUGUCAUUUUUCAAAAACGUUGUAGGCCCAGGCCUACAAGGCCUAUAUGUAGCUACGCCACUUAAAGCAUGUAUAUUUUACGAAAUAAUGAUUAUAUGCAGUAUAGUUUUUACGGCGCCGCUGAAAUGACAUUAACAUAUAUAUAUUGUUUUCGUUAUAAAUACUUACUUAUUGUUAUUUCCUUAUAACGAAAUAAAAGUUCGCUACAACGGAACACUAUUCCGUUUUAACUUAAUACACAUUAGUAUUUUUAAUGUUGUUUUUUUCCGUUAUAUAAUUCGUUUUCCGGAAAGUGUCAUAAUUCUAUUGUAUCCCAAAGCGAAGCUAUAACUACAGCCAACACACAAAGUGUCUUAUAAACUAUAAGUCAAUAUCUGCUUAAAUUACAUUUGUGCAUUUUUGUUCAUUCGUUUAAUACCUCUGUACUGUGCCCGUUUUCAAUAUAUUUCGUAUUUUUAUCCUUUUUAUCUUUCGACAUGCCUCAGUGAAUCCAUUCACUCGAUUAGCCAAUUAAUAUGUGUGUAUGUAAGUUUAUUUAUACUCGCACUCGGUCACUGCCCAUUCGACGAGUUCUCCGAUAAGAUUGUUAUAUAUUUGGAGCAAAGUGCACAGAUAGAAUGCAACCCUGGUUAGAGCUACCCUAGAUCUAGCACUUAAACACGGGACCUCCAUUCAAUUUCUCUCCCGGAAGACUAUAAGUAUGUUUAGUGGUGAGGCGGGGAAACGAACCUACGAUUCCUGGAUUGACAGUCAAGAGUGUUACCAAUAAAGCACGGAUUCGCCACUUGCCAAUUAAUUGUAUGGCCCAAUCAAACACUCAGAUUUAACAGUAGAAUCUAAGUCUAUUGAAUAUGGCCUAUAUUGUACUGGCUUAACUUGCCAUACUACGAAUUGUUUGAAUGCGUACAUAUAAACAUGUAUGUACAAUAGUUUAUAUUAGUCAAUUUCCGUAAUUGUAAUAUAUCAAUCCCAUAUGAGCACGUUCUUGCCAAUUGACGAAAAUAUAUUUCGAAAAAAACGAUUGCUUUAGCCCAUACAUAGGUGCUUAAAUGCAAUUACAUGUAUUCAGAUUCAAAUCAUGCUAUGUGGAAGUCGUUGGGACCUUGGUAAAUACUUCGAGAUAACGAACAUUCGAUAUAAUCAAAAUGCAAUACAUGCCUAACUUAACCCAAAACAUUUGAAAAAAGUUCGCCAUAACCAGAUCAUCAAGAUAACAGAUAUCGUCAUAAAGAGUUUCGACUCUACCUAUAAAUUAAUAUUAUAAAAUGUUUAUAUUAUAAUGUGUCUUUUUAUGAUAUUAAACAUAAUUAAUCGAACAUAAAAAUCGUUACAAACUGGCCAUGUUUAAUAUUUUGAUCUUAAUCUUAACUGAUUAACAAAGUCGCUGAAAAUAUAUUGUUAAUUAUAUGUGAAGCUUUGUUUAUUCAUUAGUAUUCCAUCCGAUUCCAAUAUUUUAUUCACAUUCCGACACUGACUGUAUACCGGUCAUGAUGAACCAUUAGGCAUUACUGAUUACAUGUAGUCAAACGUUAUCAUUUACCUGUUAUAGUUACUUAAAUGUUAUUGUUGUAUCAUGUUCUUGUUAAGAUAUUGUUCUUGAUAGUGUUCUCAUGUUUACGAUAAAUAAUAAAAAUACAAAGACUGAA
Messenger RNA from Mya arenaria, 7251 nucleotides. RefSeq lists its product as uncharacterized. The record is from RefSeq and is a predicted model, not a curated record. Lineage: Eukaryota; Metazoa; Mollusca; Bivalvia; Myida; Myidae. Bases 605 to 1786 code for a protein of 393 amino acids. The transcript has 4 exons.